This is a messenger RNA of Rotaria socialis, 636 nucleotides long. The record is from the annotation of a GenBank genome assembly. NCBI's taxonomy places the organism in Eukaryota, Metazoa, Rotifera, Eurotatoria, Philodinida, Philodinidae.
AUGACGAACCACAAUAUUCACACUUGGCUUAUUACAACUUACCCAGAAAAAGAAAUUGAAAAUCAUGAACAACGUCUAUUAGAACAUUUGAAUAAUGAAUGUGUACGCGUCAGUCAAGAUUAUCCUUCACGUCAAGAAGAAUUUCAACAACUUUUACAACAAUUAUCAAACAAUUAUAUUGAAUUAAAAGAUACAAUUAAACAACGACGUGGACAUUUAGAAUUAUUAGGAAGUCUUUAUCAAUAUGAUCACGAUUUAAGUGAACCAGAAGCAUAUGUAACAGCAUCCCAUCAAUGUGUUGCACAAUCAAAUCAAUGGUCACUUAAAGAACUUAUCUUACAAGUUAUUGUACAAGAUUCAACUAAUCAACAACAAGUUGUUGAAGAUGAUUGUACAUUUGCUAUGCGUGGUCUUCGUUUACAAGGUGCACAAUGUCGAUCAAAUAAACUUUCUCUAUUAUCAUCGAUAUCAACAGAGAUAAAAUUAACACUAUUUACAUGGAUACGUGCAACAGAAAGGAAACAAACUAAUGCAAUCAUAACAUUACCAGUUUAUUUAAAUGCAACACGAAAUGAAUUGUUAUUUACCAUUGAACUUGAAGCAGCAGAUAAUUCAUUAAAUGAAUUCGAUUUUUAG